AUGAAAUUGAAUGAGAAGUUUAGAAAUGAGGGAAUGCAAAUAAUUUUUGCUAAAGCAGCAAAGACGUUCAAGAUAUCAAAGUUUCGAUACUAUUGGGGCCAACUAGCCGGAUUCCCAGGAGUCCAGAAAUAUUUGGAAGACAUCGGAUUCGACAAGUGGGCUCGUGCAUAUCAACCUGGAAUGAGGUAUAACCAAAUGACCUCGAAUCUUGCUGAGUCCAUGAAUGCGGUACUUGUUCAUGCUCGUGCUUUGCCAAUAACAGCUCUAUUUGAAAAUUGCCGAGCUCUACUACAACAAUGGCUUUAUGAGAGGCGGACGGCUGCCUCUAGUCGAGGAACAGUUCUUACUGAAUAUGCAGAAAUUAUUCUUAAAAAAGAGGUAGAGCGAGCUCGAUAUCAUCAUGUCAGGCCAAUUGAUCGGUACCGAAUCGAAACCCUCAUACUUGGUUACGCCGAACCCGUGUACCCACUCGGAGAUGAGGAAGAUUGGAUUUUACCGGAUGACUACGUGCCAAAGACGAUUAAGCCACCAAAAUUUGUUCCGCGUGUUGGACGUCGCCAAACUACUAGAAUAUCAUCGGCCGGGGAAGUCCGACAGGUACACAAAUGCGGGCGAUGUGGAAACGUUGGAUACAACCGCAAGACGUGUAGGCAACCGCUCCGAACAGAAUGA
Messenger RNA from Momordica charantia (bitter melon), 672 nucleotides. RefSeq lists its product as uncharacterized. Lineage: Eukaryota; Viridiplantae; Streptophyta; Magnoliopsida; Cucurbitales; Cucurbitaceae. The record is from RefSeq and is a predicted model, not a curated record.